Messenger RNA from Medioppia subpectinata, 498 nucleotides. The record is from the annotation of a GenBank genome assembly. Lineage: Eukaryota; Metazoa; Arthropoda; Arachnida; Sarcoptiformes; Oppiidae.
CCUCAAAAGCGUACGGAAGAGGAGAUGGAGUCUGUGUUUGAAGAGCUGUUGCACAUCAAAGCGCUGUCACAUCUCUCCAAUUCGGUUAAGAAAGAGUUGGCCGCUGUUAUCGCCUUCGAGUCUCAUCCGAAAAAGCAAACUAUUUUAUUCAACCAGGGCGAUUCGGGCACCUGUUGGUACAUUAUACUGAGCGGAUCGGUGAACGUGGUGAUCGCCGGCAAAGGGAUUGUGUGCACUUUGCACGAGGGCGACGAUUUCGGCAAAUUGGCCCUCGUCAAUGAGGCGCCGAGAGCGGCCACAAUUGUCACCAAUGAGUCCAACUGUCAACUUCUUCGGGUCGAUAAGUCCCACUUCGACCGAAUCCUACGGGACGUCGAGGCGAACACUGUCCGACUCAAAGAGCACGGGAAGGAAGUACUCAUUCUCCAGAAGAUGGCCAACACUCACACCAACAAUCAUAUCACAGCCUAUGAGACCAAUGUAUCUCAUUAUAAGUGA